UCGGUUGUUUGGUCUCCAUACGCGGUGCUGGCAGCCGGUCGAUAACGACUCAUCGGACAUAGAAGAGUUCAGUCGCGUUCUAACCGUUUGCGGGCGUGGAAGCUUCCAAUAGCGAAUCCAAAUUUUCGCACAUCAAUCAGUCAAUCAGCCAGUUGUUGCCAUUCUCGAGUGUUCCAUCCAACAGAGAGAGAGAGAGUCGUGAAUUCGGUUUUCGGGGAUAAACCAAUUAGAGUGCGGCGCCGGUUAUUUGUUCGCGAGGUGGUCACGACCUGUGCGGUCCAAUCCGAUAGUUUACCGCGCGGCUUCGAGUUUCGAAAUUUGCAGUGCCUCGUCGUCGUGGUCAUUGGCGUUGUACAGAGCGGACGGUCGUGGAUUUUAAAUUACCCUCUUUUUUCGAGUGUGUGUCACAAAUCGGACGUGAUUGGAAAAAGAGGGCACCCACCCGCCGAGCAAACUAUCGCAAAAGCUUCGGAGAGUUGACCCUGUGACCAUUUUUAGUGGAAACUCUAAGUCCAAGUCGGUAGCAGAAUAGUUGGGAGAAAAUGAAUUGCCUGCAGGAUUCCAACAUCGACAACGCAAUUUCGGUGUUCCGCAGCGAGAGACAAUUCCUCGACGAAUCCCAAAUCCGGAUACCCCCGCGACCGAACAAGCGAAACAACGACGAUGCGCCGCCCGCCACUGCCAAGAGCGUUCCAGAAGGUCGACCAAAACCAGCUAAUGCCGGCGUCAAGAUCUACAACCUGGUGAUCCUGAUCGUGGACAUCCUGGUGAUGUUGGUCCGAUGGAUCUUCUACACGCUGGAGGCUCUCUACAUGGUCGUCGUGCCCCCGAAGCCGGAAAGCGUCGCCAAGGACGUUGUUCUGGUAACGGGAGCCGGCCAUGGCAUCGGACGCUGUUUGGCUCAGCAGUACGCACAGCUGGGAGCGACGGUUGUCUGUUUGGACAUCAACGACAAGAUGAACCAGGAAACGGUAACCAGCAUCAAGAAGGAACGGGGCAACGCUUUUGGUUAUGUGUGUGACGUGACGAACCGGGAGCAGAUCAUCGAGACGGCCACCAAGAUCAAGGAGCAGGUUGGCGUCGUUACCAUCCUGGUUAACAACGCCGGAAUCAUGCCGACCCAUACUCUGCUGAAACAGACCGAGGGUGAGAUCCGCAAGACGUUCGAAAUCAACGUGAUGGCUCACUUUUGGAUGCUUCAAACAUAUCUCCCGGAUAUGAUUCAGAAGAACCGCGGUUUCGUCGUGGCUCUUUCGUCGAUCGCCGGUCUGGUGGGUCUGAACAACCUCGUUCCGUACUGUGGCAGCAAGCAUGCCGUCCGAGGCAUCAUGGAAGCCUGCCACGAGGAGAUCCGCAUGGACGCCCGCAAACCGGACAUCAAGUUCACCAGCGUCUAUCCGUACAUGGUUGAUACGGGACUGUGCAAGCGGCCGCACAUGCGCUUCCCCAAUCUGAUGCGACUGGUCAAGCCGGAAGAGGCCGCAGCCGCCAUCAUCGAUGCUCAGCGACGGGGUCUGAUCGACGUGUCUAUUCCAAAGUAUCUGCUCUAUCUGAACACAUUCGUGCGGCUGUUCCCGCUCAAGGCGGCCAACUUGCUGAGGGAUUUCCUGGACAGCGGAGUGGAGUCCGAUCUGUGAAUAUCGAUAGAUGAUCAUCAUCACAUUAAUGCACAGCAUCCGUUCGAUGAAUGCUAAUUUAUUUGUUUCCUGUUACAAUGAUUGCAGUAGAGUUGCCCAUUAUGCAGAAGCGUCGUACUUUUAAGGAUCUUUUGAACAAACUUUUACUUUACUCUUGAGUCAUCAGGUAUAGAGCACUCAGCACAAAGAUAUACUUGUAAGUGACUAGCGAUAUAUAGUGAGGAGAAGUGUAAAUGAACUGUACUUUUAGGAAGUAGUCGACGAUGAAUGAUGAAAUACAUAUUAUUCUUUGACGAAGAGAA
This is a messenger RNA of Aedes aegypti (yellow fever mosquito), 1939 nucleotides long. RefSeq names its product short-chain dehydrogenase/reductase family 16C member 6 (gene Ldsdh1). The transcript has 5 exons. Lineage: Eukaryota; Metazoa; Arthropoda; Insecta; Diptera; Culicidae. Bases 543 to 1637 code for a protein of 364 amino acids. The record is from RefSeq and is a predicted model, not a curated record. Gene Ontology annotation, molecular function: oxidoreductase activity, acting on the CH-OH group of donors, NAD or NADP as acceptor. Gene Ontology annotation, cellular component: lipid droplet.